Messenger RNA from Racocetra fulgida, 126 nucleotides. NCBI's taxonomy places the organism in Eukaryota, Fungi, Glomeromycota, Glomeromycetes, Diversisporales, Gigasporaceae. The record is from the annotation of a GenBank genome assembly.
CGUAAAGUCGCACAACUUGAAAAUGAAGUGGCCGAUAAAGAAAAGAAAAUUGAGGAAUUAACCGAGGAACGUACUAAACUUAAGGCGGAAUAUGAAAAUGUUCUUGAUUCUAUUAGUGAAUUGUAG